AUGGCGAGCUUGGGUGGACAUUCAAAGAAGCACAAGGUGACCAUUGUGGGAUCCGGUAACUGGGGCUCAACAAUCGCCAAGAUCGUCGCUGAAAACACACGCGCCAACAAAGAUCUCUUCGAGGAAGAUGUCCAGAUGUGGGUCUAUGAGGAGGACGUGACGAUCACCAAGGACUCCAAAUUAUAUGACGAAACCACGGGCGACAAGCCCCAGAAGCUCACAGAAGUCAUCAACAAGCACCACGAGAACGUAAAGUACCUGCCUGGUAUUCCUCUGCCCUCAAACAUUAUCGCCAACCCCGACAUUCGCGACGCUGUCAAAGACUCCACCAUCCUCGUCUUCAACUUGCCCCAUCAGUUCAUCGCAAACGUCUGCAAGCAAGUCAACGGACACAUUCUUCCUUAUGCCAGAGGAAUCAGCUGUAUCAAGGGUGUCAAUGUCACUGAUGACGGUAUCAGCUUGUUCAGCGAGUGGAUUGGUGAUGGCCUAGGCAUUUACUGUGGUGCCCUUAGUGGUGCUAACUUGGCUCGUGAAAUUGCUGAGGAGAAGUGGUCAGAGACUACCAUUGCUUACGAUCCUCCUGCUCUCGACAACAGCAGAGCUCCCACGCCACGAACCGGUAGCCCCAACCCUACAAUUGGCGAGCUCCCUGAGAUGCAGCACAAGGACGUUCGAGGCCGAACUUCCAAGACUAAGCUCACCGCUGUGCCUGCCGAUUACCCUCCCCUGGAUCAGGAUUGCUUCAGAACACUCUUCCACCGACCUUACUUCCACGUCCAGUUGGUCUCCGACGUUGCGGGUGUAUCUCUGAGUGGUGCAUUGAAGAACGUAGUUGCUCUCGCAGCUGGUUUCGUCGACGGUCGUGGUUGGGGUGAUAACGCAAAGGCAGCCAUCAUGCGCGUCGGCCUCAUGGAAAUGGUCAAGUUCGGCAAGGAAUUCUUCGGCGAGACCGUCCACACAGCUACCUUUACCGAAUCUUCCGCCGGUGUCGCCGAUCUUAUCACAUCCUGCUCUGGCGGUCGUAACUUCCGCUGUGCCAAGAAGGCCGUCGAGAAGGGAAUCUCCGUACAAGAGGUCGAGAAGCAGGAACUCAACGGACAGAAGAUCCAGGGUACAACCACUGCAGAGGAGGUGAACAGUUUCCUCAAGGCUCGUGGUCUGGAGUCGGAGUAUCCGCUGUUCACGGCGGUGAAUGCCAUUCUCAACGGACAGGCCAAAGUGGACGACAUCCCCCAUCUCGUGCAGGAUUCUUGA
Fusarium proliferatum ET1 is the source of this 1254-nucleotide messenger RNA. RefSeq names its product putative glycerol-3-phosphate dehydrogenase (NAD). Gene Ontology annotation, cellular component: cytosol; glycerol-3-phosphate dehydrogenase (FAD) complex; nucleus. The record is from RefSeq and is a predicted model, not a curated record. Gene Ontology annotation, biological process: glycerol-3-phosphate catabolic process; carbohydrate metabolic process. The transcript is spliced from 2 exons. Lineage: Eukaryota; Fungi; Ascomycota; Sordariomycetes; Hypocreales; Nectriaceae. Gene Ontology annotation, molecular function: glycerol-3-phosphate dehydrogenase [NAD(P)+] activity; NAD binding. The coding region runs from base 1 to 1254 and encodes 417 amino acids.